AGACUACUGGUUAAGAAAAGUGCCUGUAUAUAAAUUUGAUUGUGAAGUUUGUGAAAUUUCUGAAAUGUUGCUGUUUUGAAAUUGCCUUACAGACGUAUGCUAGUGCUUCCUCAUGGGCUUAGUUCUGUUUUUAAUCAUGGUUAAAUCACAGACAUACACCACUGUAUUUGCAUGUUUUCUUCACCGGUAAGUUAUUUAUGUAAGAAAAAAAGACUCUAGUUGUUUAACCUGAUCUUAAAGUUUACCCUUUGCUUCAGGUUCCUCAACCACUUUAAUGACAGUGCCUCAGUUCUGCUUUUGUCAAACUAACAGAUGUGCAAUUGACAUGUGUACAGUGAAUUGUCUUUAAUUGCAAAUAAAGAUAUCUAUUAUCUAAUUAUCUAAUAUUUAAUAGUUUUACAGCUGCGAUUUGAUUAGAAUAAUCUACCAAUUUUUUUAAAAUCGAUUCAUAAAUUUGCUGAGAAAAUGUCAAAAAAUAAAAAAAAAGUGAAAGAUUCCCUCAACAACUACUCAAAUAUUUUUAUCAGACCCUCACCCUUAUGAGGAUGGAGUGAAAAUCUAAAUGGACUGAAAGAUGUAAUGGUUGUCAAUAUGUUGUCUUUCAGCAUCAAUUAAUCGUUUCAGCUUUAUGUAACUUACUGUUUUAAUUACUAAAACAAUCAAAACAAAGAAAAGAAAAAAAAAAAAAAAUAUAUAUAUAUAUAUAUAUAAUAAACGUCAACAUGGAAACGUCGGUAAUUUGCAUAAUUAAUGCGCCAGCUCUGUUGCCAUCGUUACAAGUCAAAACACAACGCCUGUCACGGCGGCUCGAGACGACGUUAACUGUGUGCGACCGUUUUACACGUUUUACUUUACUUGCUUGGCCACAAGUUGUUUUCCCAAAUGUCAGCAGCUCCUGUGCAGGGAGUAUUUUUUGGCAGCUCCCAGGAGAGGAAACUCUUUCCCCGCCAUUAUGCACCAGAUCGGCUGGGAAACCAAAUGUCACGGCAGGAAGCGCCACAUCUCGGCCCUGGCUGCUAUGACAACCACGAGUUUGGCACCAUAGCCUGGAACUUACAGAAGACAGUGGAGAGUAAGAAAGGACAUGAUGUCUCUGCGAGGACUGCAGCGCGCUUUCAGCCUUGUAGCAAGACCGUGACCCCUUCACCACAGCAGUACCAGCAGGAUCAGAGCCAGUCCAGAAUCCCGCCGCCUGGAAAAACACCUUUCAACUCAGCUACACAGAGGUUCAAAACCAUUUCACGUACAGCUGACAACAGUCCGGGCCCUGGGACCUACGCUCAUGAUACAGUGACAAACAGGAAAGUGAGAUGGCCGAUGUGCUUUGGGAGUCCAGACUGGACCAGACUGCCUCAGCCGGAGAAGAAGUCACUCAGGGUGAAGCUAAACAGUGAAAAGGCGUUCCUGAAGGAGAGGAGCAGAGUGGCCUACCUGAGUUUGUACUAUUAACUCUAAAGCUGAUGGAUGGAAAUCCAUCAUGACACUGACACCAGAAUGUAUCCCAUUAUUUUCCUCAUUCUUCCUACCAUCAACGAAACAGUUUUAUAUUCCAGACUAAAACAGAAACCAAGAAAAGUUGUA
Molecule: messenger RNA, 1581 nt
Organism: Toxotes jaculatrix (banded archerfish)
Lineage: Eukaryota; Metazoa; Chordata; Actinopteri; Toxotidae
Product: protein pitchfork-like
Exons: 5
Coding region: 883-1449 (188 amino acids)
Biological process (GO): regulation of cell projection organization
Cellular component (GO): ciliary basal body
Molecular function (GO): cytoskeletal protein binding
Source: RefSeq, a predicted model, not a curated record